Angiostrongylus costaricensis is the source of this 432-nucleotide messenger RNA. The record is from the annotation of a GenBank genome assembly. Lineage: Eukaryota; Metazoa; Nematoda; Chromadorea; Rhabditida; Metastrongylidae.
AUGCAUAUACGCUACUCCUGCCCUGUUCAUGCCCGACAGGCUCUCUCUCGUAAUGGCACCCUCAUCGAUAGUGAUCUACGCAUUGGUGUUAUCCCUUGCACAGAGAAGGAUAUCGUCGGUGUGGAUAUUUCUCGGAUAAUUUCUCCGGUAUUAAAUCGAUCUGCUGUAGUGGAACAAUCGAAUUCCGACGAGGUGCCACAAGAGAUUCCAUCGAUAUCACCAAGCAAUGAAAACCAGCGCACUCUUGAUGAUUCUACGAAUCGCUCGAACUUGUCGAUGGCAUCUAGAGCUGGUAUGAGAUCACUGACCGUUUAUUACGACGUUCAUCAGGAUGCAAAGAUCAAUUGUCUUUACCUUGAAAACUUCUUUUGUCACAAGGUAUUUAUCGCAUUUGCAGCAUGUUCAACCGGUAAAGCAGGACUCUAUUAUUAA